Aphanomyces invadans is the source of this 782-nucleotide messenger RNA. RefSeq lists its product as hypothetical. The record is from RefSeq and is a predicted model, not a curated record. The transcript has 4 exons. Gene Ontology annotation, molecular function: xenobiotic transmembrane transporter activity; antiporter activity. Lineage: Eukaryota; Oomycota; Saprolegniomycetes; Saprolegniales; Verrucalvaceae. The coding region runs from base 23 to 661 and encodes 212 amino acids. Gene Ontology annotation, biological process: transmembrane transport. Gene Ontology annotation, cellular component: plasma membrane.
UGAAAGCGCUCAAUUGCAGACGAUGGCAUUGAUGGCUUCAGUUGUGAGCGAGGUUUCGUUGGACUCACACAACUCGAUGAGUGUGUUGCUAUUCUUUCUCACAAGCCCCAUCAACGGCCUCUCUACAGCCGGAGUGAUCCGCGGUGGCAUGUACCUUGGCGGCAACAAUCCCCAACUAGCUCAGCGCUUGGCGAAAAUGAUUAAAAAUUGCAUCUUCUCCGUCGCCGUGGUGAGCUCGAGCGUACUGAUGCUGAAUCGUCGGUCGGUGGGCCAAAUGUUCUCGGACGACCCGGAAAUAUGGGAAGCCAUGACUGAAAUCUGCACGGUCGGGGUCAUGGGGUACAUGAUCUUGUCGCUCUUCUACGCGGCUAUGUCGACGCUGAUGGCCCAAGCUCGAACCCUUCCCGUCAUGGUGGCUUAUUUUUGCGGUUCGUGGCUGGUGGGCAUCCCAGCAGCGUACGGCAUCGGAAUCCACUAUCAAGCUGGUCUCGUUGGCAUUUGGGUUGGCGUGGUUCUUGGGUACAUUGCCACGACCACGAUUGCCUUGCACGCGUCGGGGAUUUCGGAUUGGGAUGCCGAAGCCGCAAAAGCCGUCCAACGAAGUUGUGAGAAGUCGCAAGGAGACUUAGGUGAAGGCACAAAGCUGCUCGAACAGGUAUAACUUGAAACAAACAUUCGACCCCAGCACUGUGCUUCACCUUGCCCUUUUCGUUGUAACUUUCGUUGGAGGUGGAAUCUCGGCUGGCUCCGUCGCCAUCAGGCACCCUCCACACCCGCCGCAC